UGCUUUCAUUGCAAAAUUAACGAACAAAAACUAGUAUUCAUAUUUUUCAGUCUUUGUCUAACCGCGUUUUAUCAGCUUACAAAAUUUUAACAAGAAAAACAAAUGGAAAUGCGAACAAACUAGAUAAAGUCCACAUUAUCGCUAUCGUCAAUAUGGAAAUCCCUAAAACUAAACAACUGUACUCGCUGCUAAAUUUUAUAAUAAAAAACAAAUAAAAAUGUGCUCAAAAAUCGCAAUACUUGAACGUUGUUCCCAAUAAAUCGCUUAUUGUUGUUUAAUUAUUAUCGUUAAUUCAUUGUUUACGACGUGGGAAAAAAGUAACAAUGAUUCAGCGUCCUGCGAGGAGCCGCGAGGAUAUAAAUCGCACAUUAAAUCGAAUGGAAUUUAGAGAAACUGUAAUAUACAAUACAUAUAAAUAAAUGCAUAAGUUUGAUCGAAUAAUGCAAGUUCAAUUCGUUGCGUAACAACAGCAGAAUUAAUGAAUGUAAACGAUUCGACGAAUCGAUUUGCGAUUUUUGCGGUGAAAAAAACAAUACCAUUACAGUCAUAACAAUACUUAUCGCCGGGGGCAAGGGUAAUUAUUAUCUAUUUAAAGAUUUAGAUAAAGGUGUGUGUUCAGUCCGGUAAUUGCGCUUUCACGGUCUUAUUAACAAUCUUUGAAUUAUAUAAAUAUUUGAAUACGUAUUUAUUUGGGGGAAAAAUUGGUGGGUGUAUUUUGAGUUGCGCUCCUAGCAAAACUGUUUGAUCUACUGCGUUCAGUAGUUGAUGUGAUUGUGGCGGAGUAGGUCUGGUGCUCUGCGCUCCUCUGGAAAGGUUGUGUUUUUGAAGUUCAAGAAGUCAAAACCGGUUGGAGUAUAUUUGAAAGUUAUGGGUGAGCACAAGAAGGGCAGGUUCGGGCCUCUUAUAGGAUCCAUAGAUGAAGGCACGUCGAGCACCAGAUUUCUGGUGUUUGCAGCGAAAACAGCUGAAGUACUUACUUACCAUCAAGUCAGCUUGGAGCAUAUCACCCCUCACGAAGGAUGGGUGGAAAUGGAUCCAAUGGCGAUCCUGACUGCUGUCAUCGAGACAAUCAAUGUGGUUUGCGACAACUUGAAGAAACUGGAUAUCAGUUUAGAGGAUAUUGUCGCAACAGGCAUCACAAAUCAAAGGGAAACAACUGUGCUGUGGGAUUCACAAACAGGAAAACCAUUAUACAAUGCUUUAGGUACAUAAUCAAAAUUAAUUAUUUAAGGGCAANUGAGAACUGCGACAACAGUGGAUGCAAUCCUGCAGAAUGGAAAGAAAAAUAAGAAUUUCUUGAAAAACGUCUGCGGCUUGCCAGUGAGCACAUACUUCAGUGCUUUGAAAAUUCGCUGGAUGAUGGAUAAUGUUGAGGCUGUCAAGGAAGCGAUUAGGGACAACAGAUGCCUUUUUGGCACAAUUGACACUUGGUUGAUUUGGAAUUUGACUGGUGGUGUUAAAGGGGGUAUUCAUGUGACUGAUGUGACAAAUGCAUCUAGGACAAUGUUAAUGAAUAUUGAAACACUGAAAUGGGAUCCACAGCUGUGCAAAAUCUUUGGAAUUCCAAUGAGCAUCCUUCCAGAAAUCAGGAGUUCUUCAGAGAUUUAUGGGUAUCUGAGUGAAACUCUGAUCAAAGGAAUACCAAUUUCUGGAUGUCUUGGAGAUCAGCAAGCAGCGUUGGUGGGUCAGAUGUGCUUCCAGAAGGGCCAAGCGAAGUGCACGUACGGAACGGGUUGUUUCCUGCUCUACAACACGGGUCAAAGCAUAAUUCAAUCAUCGCACGGCCUUCUCACAACAGUUGCGUAUCAAUUCGGAAGCCACAAAAAGCCCAUCUACGCGCUCGAAGGUUCAAUCGCAAUCGCCGGCGUUGCUAUGCGAUGGCUUCGUGACAAUCUGCAGAUCAUUUCCGACGUCAGCGAAUCGGCGGACAUCGCCGAACAGGCGGACGAUGUUGGCGAGGUCGUCUUCGUGCCCGCAUUCUCAGGACUCUACGCUCCUUAUUGGCGUAAAGAUGCAAGAAGCGUGAUUUGCGGUUUGACUGCGGAGACUAAACCCGCUCACAUAAUCAAGGCUGCAAUCGAAGCUGUGGCAUUCCAAGUGCGGGAUAUCUUGGAAUCCAUGUCUUUGGAUUGUGGUUAUCCUCUUUGCAAGCUCUUAGUGGAUGGUGGCAUGACUGCAAACAAUGUAUUAAUGAGGAUCCAAGCUGAUUACUGUGGCAUUCCAGUUGUGAGACCUUUGAUGGCGGAGACUACAGCGCUCGGAGCGGCUAUAGCAGCUGGAGGCGCGAAGGGUGUAGAAGUUUGGGAUCUUGAGAACGUUCAAUCCGUCCCAAGCGACACCUUCGAUCCGGCAAUAACGGAAGAUCAAAGGGAUAUCAAGUAUAAUGAGUGGAAGAAGGGAAUCGCCAGAUGUUUGGACUGGGUGGAGGACAACGAAGGCAACGAAUUCGGCCUUCCCUCUAUUUCAAAGUUUGAGGAAGUUUGCGAUAACUACGAGGAAACGCGUCUCAACUCAUUACCAGCUUCCCUGUACAUAUUCGGAACUGUGGCUAUCCUAACUCUAGCCACGUUCCUCUCCAGGAACAACAGCUAAUGGGAGACUAACUUAAAAAUUUUUACUUAAUUUAUUGAAGAUCAGUGAUGAUGGACGCGUCGUUCCAUUCCUAUCUGUGAUCAUUUUGCUUAACAUACUGUACUUAUUUGUUUUUGCAUUUACUUGUUGUAUAAUAAACUUUAUAUUGUAGUGGAGAUCA
Messenger RNA from Nicrophorus vespilloides, 2752 nucleotides. RefSeq names its product glycerol kinase-like. Gene Ontology annotation, cellular component: mitochondrion. Gene Ontology annotation, biological process: glycerol metabolic process; glycerol-3-phosphate biosynthetic process; triglyceride metabolic process. The transcript is spliced from 11 exons. The record is from RefSeq and is a predicted model, not a curated record. Gene Ontology annotation, molecular function: glycerol kinase activity. Lineage: Eukaryota; Metazoa; Arthropoda; Insecta; Coleoptera; Silphidae.